GCUCUCUCUCCGGGCUGCAGGAACAGAGACGCUGGCCAACGGCUCCGAGCCGAGAGUUCCCGCGGAGGGCGGCCGCCGCUACAGCCACCCGCGGCUCCCGGAGACCGAAGACGGCGGCCUCCGCGCCGCCCGCCGGGCGUGUGCGACCCGCGUCCCGCACGGCUCCGGGGAGAGGGUGGUGGAAGAGCAGGGAUCCUGUUGCCUCCACCCCAGAGAAGGAAGCCUCGAAGAAGGUGACCGCCGCUCCAGGACCUCCUCGGGAAGAGUCGGCGAGGACGGCGGCUUUUCCUGCAGGGACUCGAGAAGAGUCGGUGAAGACCUAGGCCAGCCCCGCAGUGUGGCUCAGGAGAGAGUCCGGGGAUACGAUGGCCCCCGGCCGAGCAGCCCAUGGCUGGCCGUGAGAGGCGACUCGAGGGGAGCUGUCAGCGAAGACGCUUGCGUCGGCGUCCCCGAAGCCCGAGGGCCCCGAACCAGCGACUCGGGGGACCGAGGCAGUGACGACCGCAGCGGUUCGAGCGAAGGAGCAAGCGUCGAUGGCAGUCACUGCCCCAGUAGUUCUUGGGGAGGCGUAAGUGAUGACCCGAGCUACGAGACCAGCGACUCUUCCAGGGUGAGCAUCAGCGGAGACGCCAGCCGUCGCCUCAGUGGCUUCUGGGAGAGAGAAAGCGAAGAAGAUUCUCGCUUCAGGGGCUCUUGGCAGAGAAGGGAGGAUCGGGGGCCCCGCGCCAGCCACGAGGAAUCCAGUUGUUGUAGCAGCAGUGACCCAUGCGUGGGAGCAAGUGAAGACCGACGCAGCAGCAGGGGCCUGGGCUCCACUCCUCCCCAGAGCCCAAGUCCGACGGCGAAGGACCAUACCAUGCCUGGUGUGGCCAAUUCAGGUCCCUCCAAGUCCUCUAGGGAGACUGCAGACUCAUGUUCCAGGAAGAAGGUGCAUUUUGGUAGCAUACACGAUGCAGUGCGGGCUGGGGAUGUUAAGCAGCUUUCAGACAUAGUGGAGCGCGGCGCCAACCUUAAUGAAGCAGACGUUCUCCAUCAGUUCACCCCUCUACAUUGGGCAGCACAUUUUGGGAGUUUGGAGUGCCUUCACUGGCUACUCUGGCAUGGUGCUGAUACCACAAAGGAAACUCCAAGAGGAUGGACCCCGGCUCACAUAGCUGCAAUCCGGGGUCAGGAUGCCUGCAUGCAGAUAAUGCUGCGAAGUGGAGUGGAUCCCAGUAUGGCUGACAAGAGAGAGUGGAGACCCGUGCAUUAUGCAGCUUUUCACGGGCGCCUGGGUUGUCUGCAGCUUCUGGUCAAAUGGGGGUGUGGCAUAGAAGAUGUGGACUACAAUGGGAACCUUCCAGUUCACUUAGCUGCCAUGGAAGGCCACCUUCAUUGUUUUAAAUUCCUACUGAGUCGAAUGACCCGUGGAACAGAAGCUUUAAAAGCCUUCAACGACAAUGGAGAAAACGUAUUGGACCUAGCCCAGCGCUUCUUGAAGCAGAACAUUUUACAAUUUAUCCAGGGGGCUGAGUAUGAAGGAAGCAAUCCAGAUGAUCAGGACAAUUUAGCGUUUCCAGGUCAUGUGGCUGCCUUUAAGGGUGAUUUAGAAGUGCUUAAGAAAUUGAUCGGGGAUGGAGUAAUCAACUUGAAUGAGCGUGACGAUAAUGGAUCGACCCCUAUGCACAAAGCUGCUGGACAAGGCCACCUAGAGUGUUUGCAGUGGUUAAUUGAGAUGGGAGCCAACAGUAAUAUUACCAACAAGGCAGGAGAGAGACCCAGCGAUGUGGCUAAGAGAUUUGCCCAUUUGGCAGCAGUGAAGCUGCUAGAGGGGCUGCAGAAAUACGAGAUAGAUGACGAGGCUGGAAUUGAUGACAGUCACACACAGUUCUUCAUAAGGCAUGGUGUUGAGGGCAGCACCGAUGCCAAGGAUGACGUGUGUCUUAGUGACGCAGACAAAGCAAACGCCAGAAUGAGAGCCUACAAGAAAAUUGUGGAAUUGAGACAACUUCUGGAGAUUGCGGAGAGCAACUUCAAACACUUGGGUGGGAUAACAGAGGAGGAUCUCCAGAAGAGAAAAGAACAGCUGGAGUCUGAGAAAACCAUCAAAGAGCUGCAGGACCAGCUGGCCUAUGAGCGACUCCGCAGAGAAAAGUUAGAGUGUCAGCUGGACGAAUACCGAGCAGAGGUGGAUCAACUCAAGGAAACACUGGAGAAAAUCCAGGUCCCCACUAUCGUGGUUACGGAAGACACCUGCAGAGAGCCGAGGAGAGCAAGAAAGAAAGGGUCUCCUGGGGGCGCGUUUGUGAGAAGAUGCUAGUCCGUGCAGGAAGGUCAGAUAAAUGCUUGAUUUCCCUUCAGUUAAACAUGAUAUAAUGUAAAUCUAUAGAGAUCCUUCCAUUCUGAAGGUGAAAAUGUUGUCUAUCAAAGGGAUUUUAAAAAUUCCAUGGACUCAGGAUACAUAUACAUUCAAGUCAACAUUUAUGAGUAAUAAUUUCACAAGUAUUCACGUAAACUGUUAAAUUUAAGAUGGUACAAUCUAAUAGUCAAAGGAAAUCCAAUUCUAGAUAAUAAAAUUAUCAAAAUGACA
Messenger RNA from Myodes glareolus (Bank vole), 2569 nucleotides. NCBI's taxonomy places the organism in Eukaryota, Metazoa, Chordata, Mammalia, Rodentia, Cricetidae. The record is from RefSeq and is a predicted model, not a curated record.